Molecule: messenger RNA, 2031 nt
Organism: Lotus japonicus
Lineage: Eukaryota; Viridiplantae; Streptophyta; Magnoliopsida; Fabales; Fabaceae
Exons: 1
Coding region: 391-1797 (468 amino acids)
Source: RefSeq, a predicted model, not a curated record
CUGUGGGUUUAUCUUUCCAAAGCUACCCUCCCCACUCCAACAAAACCAUGGGCAGUUUUUUUCUGUCCACACCAACAAAACCAGUUGCUUCACUCUCUCUCCACCUCUUUACUCUUUUUUAUACCUUUUGUCUCUCUCAAACAACCCAUUAUAUUCAAUCAUCACCUUCCAUGUAACAAACCCCUUAAUUCCUCUUCACCUUCUAGAUAAUGUGAUGCCACACCUUGUUCUCCCUCAAUUUGGUUCAUUUUCCAAAUUUUUGAUGACCCUUUUGUGCAUUGUUCAACUAUUUGAUUAAAAGGGUAACUGGGUAAGUUUCUUUUUCUCAAAGUUUGUUUGGCUUAGAUUGUAGAAAUAGGUUGUUGUUGGUUUAUGUAGUUAAGGUGUUUGAUGGAAGGCAAUGGACUAGGUAGUGGAAUGUUUUCUACUAGCAUUAGUUCUGGUUUGCUAGGAGUAGAAAACAACAACAACCCUUUACAGCAGCAAAACCUCACCAAUCAGCAAAAUCCUCAUCAUUUGCAUCAUCCCCAGAUGGUUUCUUAUGACCAACAACAACAGCUACAGCAACCAAUCAAACAUGGGUACUCUCCCUAUUCUUCAGCCAAGAACAAGCAACAACAAAGCUCAAUCAGUGAUGAUGAUGAGCUUGGUUUCCCUGCUGAUGAAACCUCUGGGGAUCCCAAGAGGAAGAUUUCACCGUGGCAGAGGAUGAAGUGGACGGACACCAUGGUUAGGCUCUUGAUUAUGGCGGUUUACUACAUUGGUGAUGAAGCUGGUUCUGAAGGGACUGAUCCCAAUGGGAAGAAGAAGCAAUCAGGGUUGCUGCAGAAGAAAGGGAAGUGGAAAUCAGUGUCAAGGGCUAUGAUGGAAAAGGGGUUCUAUGUGUCUCCUCAGCAAUGUGAGGAUAAGUUCAAUGAUUUGAACAAGAGGUACAAGAGGGUGAAUGAUAUACUUGGAAAGGGAACAGCUUGCAGGGUGGUUGAGAAUCAGAGCUUGCUGGACACAAUGGACUUGUCACCAAAGAUGAAAGAGGAAGUGAGGAAGUUGCUCAAUUCCAAGCAUUUGUUCUUCAGGGAAAUGUGUGCUUACCAUAAUAGUUGUGGUCAUGGAGCUUCUCCUGGUGAAACACCUCAGGCUCAGGCUCAGGCUCAACCACAACAGCAGCAGCAGCAGGAGAAUCAACAGCAACAGUCAUGUUUUCAUUCAUCAGAGACUGCAAGUUUGGGUGUGUCAGGGGCAGAGGGAUUGAGGAUGAUGAAAUUGGGAAGUGGGGAGGAGGAUGAGGAUGAAGAAGAGGAAGAGGAUUCUGAGGAAUCUUCUGAUGAUGAUGAAGAUGAAUCAGCAGAAGGUGGUUCAAGGGGAACUCUAGUUGAUGAGGAUGAGAAUGACAAUGGAAGGUCAUCAAGGAAGAGGACAAGAAAAUCAGCAGGGUGUUCUGUUUCUGUGUCAUCAACACCAUCUCAAUUGGUGCAGCAACUGAACACUGAGGUGAGUGGUGUGCUCCAAGAUGGGGGUAAGAGUCCUUGGGAGAAGAGGCAAUGGAUGAGGAGCAGGAUAAUGCAGUUGGAGGAGCAGCAAUUGAGCUAUCAAACUCAAGCCUUUGAUCUGGAAAAGCAAAGGGUGAAAUGGGCAAGGUUUAGCAGCAAGAAGGAGAGGGAAAUGGAAAGAGCCAAACUUGAAAAUGAGAAAAGAAGAUUGGAAAAUGAGAGAAUGGUUUUGAUUAUUCAUCAGAAGGAGCUUGAAUUGAUGAAUCUUCAACACCAACAGCAGCAACAACAGCAACAUUCUUCCACCUAGAACUAGUGAAGAUGAUUUUUAUGAUAGAUGAAAUUAUAGUUGUCAGAGUGUAGAUGAGAGCAAAUAGAUGAAAGUGGUUGUUCUCUUAUUGGAAAUGUAAAACAUAGCAUGUUUCAUGUUUGUGUCUACAUAAUCUAGAGUUCUAGACACCAUCUUGGUCUUCAAAAUUAGAACCAAGUUUUGUCCUUUCCCCCAACACUAAGCUUAAUUAAAAUAAGUUUCUUCCUUCCUCAA